CAAGGGCCCGCGGCGCCCCCGGGACCAGGCCACGCGCUCGGAGCGGCUCAGCCAGGCCACCCACCGCCUGCUGGGGCGCGUGUUCAGGCAGUGGGGCACCAUGGUGGCCUCCCACCCGGUCUCGGUCAUCCUGGUCUCGGCCGUGGCGGUGGCGGUGCUGUCCGGCGGGAUGGCCUUUCUCCAGCUCACCACGGACCCGGUGGAGCUCUGGUCCUCGCCCGACAGCCGGGCCCGGCAGGAGAAGGACUUCUACGACCAGAACUUCGGGCCCUUCUUCCGCACCAACCAGGUGAUCCUCACGGCCAAGGGCCGGCCCAGCUACACCUACGACUCCCUGCUCCUGGGCAGGAAGAACUUCAGCGGGAUCCUGUCCCUGGACGUGCUGCUGGACCUGCUGGCGCUGCAGACGCGGCUGCAGGAGAUCGCGGUCUGGUCGGAGCCGGACGGCAGGAACGUGACGAUCAAGGACGUCUGCUACGCCCCCCUGAACCCCGCCAACGCCAGCGCCGCCGACUGCACCGUCAACAGCCUGCUGCAGUACUUCCAGAACAACCGCACCCGCCUGACGCUGACGGCCAGCCAGACGCAGGGGGGCCAGGCGGGCACGGUGGACUGGAGAGACCAUUUCCUCUACUGCGUCAACUCGCCGCUCUCCUUCAAGGACAUCACCAACCUGCAGCUGAGCUGCAUGGCCGACUACGGGGCGCCCGUCUUCCCCUUCCUGGCUGUGGGGGGCUACAGGCCCCAGCACCUCCCGCCCAGCCCUGCGGCACAAGUGGGGGCGCCGCAGCCUGGCACCGUGGCGCCGGGGACGUUCCUGGUGUGA
Molecule: messenger RNA, 826 nt
Organism: Pelodiscus sinensis (Chinese soft-shelled turtle)
Lineage: Eukaryota; Metazoa; Chordata; Testudines; Trionychidae
Source: RefSeq, a predicted model, not a curated record